AUGGCGAAUGGAGGUUUCCCUUUCCAAAUGCCGAUGCUCACAAAGAACAACUAUGACAAUUGGAGUAUCAAGAUGAAGGCGCUACUAGGAGCUCAAGAUGUGUGUGAUAUCGUUGAGAAAGAUACAUUUGAGAAGAUCUCCAACGCAACGACGACCAAAGAAGCAUAUGACAAACUUCAAACUUGCAACAAAGGAGUGAAACAGGUGAAUAUGAUUCGUCUUCAAACUCUUAGAGGUGAUUUUGAACGUUUAUUUAUGGAAGAGUCUAAGUCAAUUUCUAAUUAUUUUUCUCGAGUAUUGACCGUAGUUAAUCAACUUAAAAGAAAUGGCGAAGAUGUUAAUGCGGUGAAAGUCAUGGAGAAAAUACUUCGUAUUUUCAAUCCAAGUUUUGACUUCAUUGUAACCAACAUUGAAGAAAAUAGAGAUUUAAAUACCAUGAUUAUUGAACAACUCAUGGGUUCCUUACAAGCAUACGAAGAAAAACAAAAGAGAAAAAUUAAACAAAAGGAGGCUAUGGAAAAACUACUACAAAUCAACAUAAAGAAAACAAAUUAUGCGAAUUAUAAGAGUCAAAGAGGACGAGGUCAUGUCCACGAUUGUGGGCGUGGACGAGGACAUUGA
Lathyrus oleraceus (garden pea) is the source of this 621-nucleotide messenger RNA. RefSeq lists its product as uncharacterized. The transcript has 2 exons. The record is from RefSeq and is a predicted model, not a curated record. Lineage: Eukaryota; Viridiplantae; Streptophyta; Magnoliopsida; Fabales; Fabaceae. The coding region runs from base 1 to 621 and encodes 206 amino acids.